This is a messenger RNA of Zalophus californianus (California sea lion), 2311 nucleotides long. RefSeq names its product C2 calcium dependent domain containing 4A (gene C2CD4A). The transcript is spliced from 2 exons. The record is from RefSeq and is a predicted model, not a curated record. The coding region runs from base 505 to 1566 and encodes 353 amino acids. NCBI's taxonomy places the organism in Eukaryota, Metazoa, Chordata, Mammalia, Carnivora, Otariidae.
GCUGAAUCCCGCCGCGCGCGCUUUGAACUCCCCAGAAGCUGCGCGCCUCCCUGGCACGGUGCCUCACGCAGAACCGUGCAGACACCCAUCUGACACCGGACCCCAGAGUGCAAUAAUCCAAGGAUUCGGGAAACGAUUGCACAAGCAAAGCGCCUCUUGGCAUUGAGGACGGCACGACCAAAGUUAAAGGCCAACGUUGUGAGAAUCUCCGCCUUAAGCCAGCGGAGGACCGAGAUUAAAUCAACAAGCCCCGAACUGUACAGGACUACUAGAGACAAGAGAAGAACGAUUGUUCUUCAAUCCCUGAAACAUAGCUUGCAAUAGCAGCGUGAAGGGCAGCUUGCACUGUCCAGGGGAGGAAGGAGAAAGCGCCCCUCAAGUAGAAGAAAAGACACGGGAAUUGCUACGCCUUGCAGAGCUCCCUCUGGUGACUGGUGUACCCUUGCAAAGUGCAAGCCCAGCAGCACCAGCAGAGGGUCACUCGCAUCCGGCACCCGCCGCCUUAUGUGGUGCCUGGAGAGGCUCCGCUUGGGUCCCGAGCGCCUCCUGAGGAGCAGGAACGGGAUUCUUCAGGGUCGGGGCCGCCGAGUCCCGGCCCUCAUGCCCGCCGCGUGGGAAAACGUGCUCACCCCGGACCGCAUCCCCGAGUUCUGCAUCCCCCCGCGACUAGCGCCCUGCACGGCCCUGGCUGCACUCCGGGUUUCCUGGCUCGAAGCGGCAGAAAUAGACGACGCCGCCGGGCACACGGACUGGGACCCGCGCUCGCAGGCCGCGCUCUCGCUGCCGCACCUGCCGCGCGCGCGCACCGCCUACGGCUUCUGCGCGCUGCUCGAGAGCCCGCACACUCGCCGCAAGGAGUCGCUCUUCCUCGGGGGCCCCGGGGCCGCCCCGCUCCUGCCCCCGGGCGCAGCCCCUGCCCCCGCCCCCGCGCUCCCCGCCGGCCCCCGCCCGAUCCCCGACGCGCCCGCCCCGCCGCCCGGCGCCCACCGCCUCCUGCGCGCCCCCGAAGGACUGCUGAGCCGCGCGCUGCGGGCCCGCAGGAGCCGCGGCCUGGCGCGCGCCCGUUGCGCGUCCAGUCGGGACGAGGACGAGCAGCGCGGCGCCGGCUCGCGGUCCCCGGCCCGGGCCCCUUCCGCGUCCCCGCCGCCGCCGCCUGCCUCCGACCCGGGGCCCGAGUGCCUGGAGGCCGAGGGCACCGUGGCCCUGGGCGGCGCCGGGGGGGCCCUGCGCCUGGCCGCCCAGUACAGUCGGGCCAGCGGGCGGCUCCGCGUCCGGCUGCUGGGCGCCCAGGGCCUGGCCGCGGGAACGGCCGAGCCCCGCGCCGUCGGCUGCCGCGUCAGCUUCGUCCUGCGGCCGCCGGGCAAGACGCGGCCGCAGCGCAGCGCCGUGGUGCGGCCGAGCCGCAAGGCCGCCUUCGACCAGGACGUGUGCCUGGACGGGCUCUCGGAGGACCAGGUGCGCCGCCUGGCCGUGCGCGUCAAGGCGGAGAAGCGGGGCCGCGGCCGGGAGCGGGGCCGCCUGCUGGGCCAGGGCGAGCUGCUGCUGGGCUCCCUGCUGCUCCCCUGAGGGCGCCCGGGCCUCGGGCCGUCUGUCCCCUCGGGGCGCUCUCCGCCCGCUGGGAACUCGGACACGGACAGCCUCUCCGUACAAAAUAAAUGCUAUUUAUUUAUUCUUCUACCCAUGACUUUGUUCAGUUCAAUACUGGCACAUAUGUUGCUAGAUUAAUUAUCACAAUAAAGGACGUAAUAUUUUGUGUAAUACCUUCAAAAUGCGUUUCAGAAAAUGGUAUGGUGUUCUGCAGUAGUGGUUCCCAGCAUAGACAAUUGCACUUCAUGUUCCUCACAGCCCCUAUUGGGAGAUAAUGGAUCACAGGAAGUGUUAAAACUAGAGGGUGUCCUGGUGAUCUAUUUGCCUCAACCUCCUCAUAUUGAAGUUUGUUUAUUCCACAACAUCCACUGAGACCAUCUUAGAGCGGGUAUUACCUUUGAAGCAUUGUUUAAGACCCCAGGUGAGAAAAUGAGGCCAAGAGAGGUGAAGUAACUUGUUCAAGGUCAACAGUGAAUUAUUAAUAGAAACUCAAACCUGAUACUUUUAGUUACAUCUUGCUGGAAAAGCACUGGAAAAAUUGAAGCCAUUUUAAUAUUCUAAGUUAAAAUAAUAACAGUUUUACAUGUAUUAACUAGUUUAAUUUUUUAAACAAACCUGAAAGACAGGCACAGUUGUCCUCAUUUUAGGGCUGAGGAUACUGAGGCACAGAAUAUAGAGCAGAGUCAGGCUUUGCAUGUAAGCAACCAGUAUUUUACUCGUUACA